Messenger RNA from Apodemus sylvaticus (European woodmouse), 3089 nucleotides. RefSeq names its product golgi SNAP receptor complex member 2 (gene Gosr2). Gene Ontology annotation, cellular component: ER to Golgi transport vesicle membrane; SNARE complex; Golgi apparatus. The transcript is spliced from 6 exons. Lineage: Eukaryota; Metazoa; Chordata; Mammalia; Rodentia; Muridae. The coding region runs from base 86 to 724 and encodes 212 amino acids. Gene Ontology annotation, molecular function: SNARE binding; SNAP receptor activity. The record is from RefSeq and is a predicted model, not a curated record. Gene Ontology annotation, biological process: vesicle fusion; intra-Golgi vesicle-mediated transport.
AGAAGGGCGGGUCCUGAGACCGGAAGCCGGAAGUGGGGUUUGAGGACGUGUUCCGAGGAGGCCGCAGGCCGGUUAGGCCGGCGUUAUGGAGCCACUAUACCAACACACGCACAAGCAGGUCCAGGAGAUCCAGUCUCACAUGGGACGCCUGGAGAGGGCAGACAAGCAGUCUGUGCACUUAGUAGAAAAUGAAAUCCAAGCAAGCAUAGAGCAAAUAUUCAGCCAUCUGGAGCGCCUGGAGAUUUUGUCAAGCAAAGAGCCCCCAAAUAAAAGGCAGAAUGCCAAACUCCGUGUCGACCAGCUAAAGUACGAUGUCCAGCACUUGCAGACUGCCCUCAGGAACUUUCAGCACCGGCGCCAAGCCAAGGAGCAGCAGGAGAGACAGCGAGACGAGCUCCUGUCUCGCACCUUCACCACUAACGACUCUGACACCGCCAUCCCCAUGGAUGAAUCGCUGCAGUUUAACUCCUCCCUCCAGAGCAUUCACCACGGCAUGGAUGACCUCAUUGGAGGCGGGCACAGUAUUCUGGAGGGACUGAGGGCCCAGAGACUGACGUUGAAGGGGACUCAGAAAAAGAUCCUUGACAUUGCCAACAUGCUGGGCUUGUCCAACACAGUGAUGAGGCUGAUCGAGAAGCGGGCCUUCCAGGACAAGUACUUCAUGAUCGGCGGGAUGCUGCUCACUUGUGCAGUCAUGUUCCUCGUGGUACAGUACCUGACAUGAGCCAGCCGUGCCCAGCACCGGACAGCCUUCCCAUUGUGUGCGCAUGUGCAAGCAACAAGUGGACCGGGAGGAAAUGUAUGCCUUAACUGUGAAGACACCUCUGCCCCCAGGACUAAUCGUGGCUUAGUAUCAAACCUGCGUUGUUUUCUGUGACAUCUGGGGAGUAGGACUUAGGGUCACUAAGAUGUGUGGUGCUUAGGAAGUGGGCCAAGACCUUGUUCCCUGACUUUCAUUGGGGGAGGGAUGGCUGGGUUUUGUGGUUUGUCCACACAGCUGAUGCUCUUCCUGGAAAGUGUGCAUGGUGAGGCUUGCAUACAAGACUGUCCACACUUUUCACUCCUGAUGGGUGGACUGGAGCCCAAGUGAGAAGAUGAGGAGAGAGGUCUUUCCCUGUGCCAUCUGGGAUAGAUCAGUUCUCACUUCCUUGCUUCCAGCCACUGACCAGCCCCAGCCCCUAAGAAAACAUGACACGCAGGUGACUAACUGCUAACACCAGCACCCUUUCCUGGAAGCAGCUACUCCAGGGAGGCGGAGACAUCAGUGCUGCUGCUGAUAAUGUAGCGUUUCCAUGCCAUGGUUGCUGGGUGUUUGUCCUUCCUGAAGGGAGGCUAAUAAUGUUCCCAGGGAGUGUUCAGUGUGGACACUGAAGCCCUGCGUCACCAGUGUUUUCCAGUUAAUACAGCAAUUGGCUCUUACAGGUCAGAGACAACCCAGGCUUAAUGGCUGGGCCUUUGCUACUCUGAAAGUAGCCAUGAGCAAAGGGUGACUAGUUCUGCCAUCUCAAAUUCUUUGACUAUCUAUCCCUUGAAAUAUAUUAGCAAUAUAUCAAUCAGCUAAACCUCCAUUUUCCCCAGCCCUCAUAGGUCACCCUGGGCAUGUCCCUGGUAAGUAUGUUUUUGUGAGACUGUUUCAGGGACCAGGUCAUUUUUACUUUUCCCAGCCGUGAUUAAGGCUGUGUCAGUACCUGGUAUAAUGUAGAAUUUGUUUGAAAGUUAAUGUAUCUUGAGCACACAUUGUGAUUAAUCACUGCAAGUACUAACACGAUCUAGUCAUAAGCCCUGCCCACCCAAACAGUUCUAAAUUUAGUAGCUUCUUAGUAGGAAAAACAGAUGCCAGAAUUCCUAAGAACUGGAAACUGGUCAGUAUUAAUCCUUCCUUUGGUUGCUUUACCUACUUCCUAUGCUUGCUUAAGUGUCCUCUGCCAUCUCCCUCUUCACAGUAGGUGUUACAUCUCACCCCGCCUGCCCCCCCUCCUCAGUAGCAGGAUUGGUCUCUUGGAUACAUCUGUGGCAUCUUUUUGGGGAACUUUCUCAACUGUACACACUUUAAACCUGAGUUUCCUGGGUACUCAGUUCUGGUCAGAUGGGAUGUCUGUCGCUCUUCCCUUUAAGUUAAAUGUGCCAUAGCUGGCCGGAAAGGAGGAAUGUGGCCCCACUAGGAGAACUGAUAGUUGUGCAGAGUGGAAACAGUGGCCCUAGAAGACAGAGGAAGCCUGCAGCACCUCCAGACCUAGGUCUCACUUUGGGGAGGCAGUCGGGCAUGGGUUCUUGGCUGGCCAUAGAGUUUAUACUCCACAGACCUGACUCCUGUGCCCCCUGGCACCUGAAGAUCCCACCAGACAGCAUGCUUUGGAAGAUGUACAAGCUGUAAUUGAGCCAUUUGAACUCAAAUGUGGGCAGCAAAGGCCCCAGCCCCUGCCCUUCGUUAGUUGUUGGGGCAGUGUUUGUAGUACAUAAUGGUUUUCCGCCUUUGUAGCAAUCCUUGGCAUUACUGAACAGGAAGUCCCACCUUCCCAGCCAGGUCUCCCUUUAGAAUGAAUUUGUGGUAAGGUCAGCAGCACUGCCUGGGGGCAGGGACUGGAAGCAGAGAGGGUCUGGUCUCGAAGAGUGGAAGAGAGAGAGGGCGCUGAGCUGGUUGCCUAGGCUGCCCACCCUUCCUCCCUCGAAUUUCCAUUCAGUGCCUUGUGAGAUAGCUCUGACCUCAUUGGGUGAACUGUCCUUUCAGUCUCUAGCAGAGGGAAGGCCAUAGCCUGAGUGGGGUGCCCUCUAGUGGAGGAGGGCGGGCCCUUAGUGGAGCUUGUCAGAAGCUACAGCCAGCAGUUGGUGUGUGCACCUGGGUGCGGUAGUCUGUGACAGGGUUUGAAGCAGGUGGGGCCAGAAGGGAUCUAAGACUAAGUAAGUAGAUGUGUACUCCAUGUAUGGCCACUUGAAGGAAUGCUAAAUGCAAGGACCAAGGUUUCAUUGUAGGCUCUUUCUCAAAAGCCAGGGUGUCCUGUUGAAUUUAAAUAGCUUUGAUUGGCAACUGUAUUUACACCCCUUGUUUUCAGAACAUGUCAGCUGAAUAAAGUUGAGGUUUGUUUAGAAAA